Lactuca saligna is the source of this 1317-nucleotide messenger RNA. Lineage: Eukaryota; Viridiplantae; Streptophyta; Magnoliopsida; Asterales; Asteraceae. The record is from the annotation of a GenBank genome assembly.
AUGAGUUCAAGAGGACAUGGACCACCCUAUGGAGGGAGGUCAACCACUGAAACACCUGGAAUGAUGCGCCAUGGACAUGGUUCAUACUCCUUGAGCCACACCAUAGAUCCACUGCCACACCACCACCACCCUGAGCGUGGUGGUGGUGGUGGAGGAGACAACAAACUGGUGGCUCAGUCAUCUGAUAUAGAAAGACUUGCUGGAGACAACAAAAGACUUGCAACUACUCAUUUGGCUUUACACCAAGAUUUAGUUGCCACUCAACAAGAAAUACAAAAACUUAGGGCCCACAUCGGAAGCAUCCAGACUGAAAGUGACAUUCAGGUUCGUAUUUUGUUGGAGAAAAUUGCAAAAAUGGAAGUUCAUAUAAGGGCUGGUGAGGAUGUGAAGAAGGAUCUUCAGAAGGCUCAUAAUGAGGCUAGGGCUUUGGUGGCAACUAGACAGGAGUUGAUUGGUCAAAUUGAACAGGUCACUAAAGAAUUUGAAAAAGUCCAUGCUGACGUGGACAAACUUCCAGAAAUGCAAGGUGAACUUGAUGGAUUGAGGCUUGAACACCAGAAGUUAAGGUCAACAUUUGAGCAUGAAAAAAGAAAAAACACAGAAAAAGUGGCACAAAUGGAAAUUAUGGAGAAAGACCUUGUGAGGAUGGCAAGAGAGGUGGAAAAAUUACGAGCGGAGGUUUUGAACGCCGAUAAAAUCCCACAUGCAAAUGUGUAUGGUGGGCCCUACAUGAACCCGGAGUUAUACCCUCCGCCGCCUCGUAUGCAUAGUGGCGGCUAUGUUGAUGGGUAUGGAAACCAUCAUCAUCAUGUUCCGAUGGGUGGUGGUGUUGUUGGUGAAGGAAUGAUUCCUUAUGGUGGAGUUCAUCAUGGACCAGCUGGUCCUGGUCCAGGUGGCUAUCCACAAUGGGGGAGACCACAGAUGGUCCCCUAUGGUGGAGUCCAUGGACCAGCUGGUCCAGGUGGCAAUCCACAAUGGAAAGGACCACCAUAUGAUAACUCUUAUUCUAGGACUUGAAUAUGUGAUUUCUCAUUUUGUGCUAUAUGCAAAUUUCACCCCCUCCCCCUAUUAGGUAUAAUUAUAGUUUUAUAGAAGGUUUAGAUUUUAUAGAAUCUUGGUUGAUUCCAAAUUGUUGAUAUGUGUCAUUGUUAUUUCAUCUUACCUUUUGGGUAAAAAAAGUGUUAAUUUUGGUUAUUAUUCUAAUUGUUAGUAUUUAGAAGUACAUUAUCGCUGUCAUUUAUGAUUGGUUCUUUUUAUAAAACUAUCAAAGAGGAGAUGAGGGCAAAGUAGUCAUUUAGCUUUUGCAACACUUUCAAC